Messenger RNA from Alternaria infectoria, 2235 nucleotides. RefSeq lists its product as uncharacterized. The transcript is spliced from 3 exons. The record is from RefSeq and is a predicted model, not a curated record. The coding region runs from base 1 to 2235 and encodes 744 amino acids. NCBI's taxonomy places the organism in Eukaryota, Fungi, Ascomycota, Dothideomycetes, Pleosporales, Pleosporaceae.
AUGUGGCUGUCCGGCACGACUAUCGACUUCCUUGUCGAGAGAUGUGGCAAUUCACGGGGGUACUCACCGGAGGUCGUGUAUGUCGCUACAAGCCGUCCAGUAUACAUGGCAACCAUCGGCACGUCAUCAUCUAACCCCGAGAUACGCCCCGACAUCGCGUCACUUAUUCCGCAAUCAGUCUUCAUCCUCCCUGAGCUCGACGCCGCAGCAUUCAUCGUCUUCACUUGGAAUCCGACGAACAGCCAUUGGGUAGUGGUGCAGGCCCUAUGCAUGGAAUUUGGGGCGGGUCUCAUGCGCGUGUACGACACAGGACGUAGAUACCGAUCUACGUCUAUGUUCGAGCAGGAGCUCCGGCAAUUCGUUGCGCUGGUGGCGCUCUCUCACCCCCGGUCCAGAUUAGCGAACGUCGAUUGGAACACGGUCGCCGUUAGAUACGAGGAAACAGUGCAGCAAGAGGCAGAUGACUGCGGGGUCUUCACAGCGUGGAACGUGAGGACAUUACUUCACAAUGACCAGCCCGCGAAGUCGGCCUCCAACGCCUUGAGCGUUGGCAUGACACUCCGACGGGAGCUGUUCACCGGAGCACACAGCACUAUCAGCGGCCGUGAUCCCCCUUAUUGCUCGAGCCAGGCUGCGCUCGAUGCGCACAUCGAGCAUCUAUCUGGCGACAUGCGCAACCCCACUGGCCUUAGCCCGACUAGCAACCACCACAACGAUGACAAGAAACCAGGCGUAAGCACUCUCGGUCCUGUUCGAUACGUCGCGCGGACAAGGCCUACAGAACUGGCCACCUCCCACCCAACGAUCGUAUCCUAUACGGAUCUCGGAGAGCCGCGCCAGUACGAGCACUGCGCCUCUGCAGUCCAAGAAAUCGCUCAGUAUAUCCUAUCCAACAACAUAGACGCUUCGAUCGAAGCUAUCGACCGAGUGGUCGGCGAGAGCUUCACAGUCACAGCAUUACAAGGACCGACGGCGGCAGAGAUAGCGCGUUAUUGGGCGAGCAAGAGACGAACCCUUCUCCGUACGAUCGCGAAUAGGAAGUGGCUGAGCCUUGACUGUGUUAACCUUGGAAAAUCCACCGACGGUCUAAAACCUACUAUCGUCAUCACGGCAUCAGACGCAGACGCAGAUGUGUGGGACCAGAUUAUAGCGAGAAUCAGCGUUCUCUUUGACUACAAGCUGGAGGUAGAGCUCCUGUACGGACCGCGCAGUAGGAUCGAUCUAGCGGAUGCUGUAGGAGAUACCGAAGAGGCGGAGAUGUCGGAUAUUUCAACCAAAGUAGAGGAAGAGGCGGACUUCGCAAGCAAGGAACUGAAGAAACCUAAGAGUAUCGCGAAUGAGUCGGAAGACGAAGAAUUCUGCCGUCCCUCGCAUUUCUCUACUAACAUCUACCCUAGUACAUCUGUAGAAGUAAAGAGAGGCCUAUUAGGAAGCAGAGGUAACAAGAAGCUAGUGCAACCGCCUUAUCUAAGGGAAGCUUCUUGCGGCUCAGUCACCGUAGUAGUACCAUUAGAUCGCGACAAGACCCGGUACGUCCGAAGACGCAAACUCAUAAUCAACAAACACAACAGAUAUCUCCGCGACGCAAGUUCGAAGCAUCAAGCUGUAGAAUCCGAGAGCCAUCGGUCCAAAAGGCAGCAAUGGCGAGAAGAAAGAGAAGAAGAGCGCAAAGAGCGUAAGCGGGUGGAAGAGGCAUCCAACGUUGCAGGAACAACAUGGGCAAGCUCAUCAAAAACCUCUCGUCCUCAUCCCAGGUACACAGCGAAGCAGCAUGAGAAUUGGACGGAACACAGCCGCAGUACCAACGAUACAACCGAGGGCCCAGCCCUGGAGUGGGACAUUGACUGGUCGCUAUUCUCGAUAGACGCACCUCGCUUGGCGGUAUCAAAGACUCCGCGUUCAACUGAUCACCGGCACUCUGCAUCAGAUUCGGAGAUAUCCGAAUGGGGUUCGAUACAAGAAGAUAGAAGCUAUGAGGUCGUCAAGAUCGGUAGGACUUCAGGGUCGCUGAGCGCAUAUCUCACUCUCCUAAGAUUCGACAUCAUCUUACGCAGCAUGACCUCGACGAGCAGGACAUCAUUGUCCGUAGCGAAGCCGUCGCCAUUCUCGAACACAAGACGCAGAACCUUCCAUACCAAUCCGUACCAGAUUUCAGUGGUCGCAAACAAGAAGCUCUCAUGCGACGUUUUGCCAGGCGCUACCUUCCUACGAUCCGCAAUGCAGCCUUCCAAGUAA